UUUUAUUUUUUUUAAAUGGGUGACUCAGAAUUUAAACAGAAUUUGAACAAUGAAGAUGAACAACAGUACUUGGACCAUAUAAAAAAAAUAUUAGAAAAAGGACACAAAAAAAUGGACAGAACUAGAGUUGGCACACUUUCAUUGUUCGGCGCUCAAAUGCGUUACAAUUUAAUGGAUGGUGUUUUUCCACUGUUGACAACAAAAAGGGUGUUUUGGCGUGGUGUCGUUGAAGAAUUAUUAUGGUUUAUUAAAGGAUCAACAAAUUCUAAAGAAUUAUCUGAAAAAGAUGUAAAAGUUUGGGAUGCUAACAGCACACGUUCAUAUUUAGACUCAAUUGGACUUACCAAUCGUGAAGAAGGUGACUUGGGACCCGUUUAUGGAUUUCAAUGGCGACAUUACGGUGCUGAGUAUGUAGAUGUACACACAGAUUACUCAGGGAAAGGCAUUGAUCAACUUCAAAACGUCAUCAAUACAAUCAAAACUAACCCUGAUGACAGGCGAAUGCUUAUGAUUGCAUGGAAUCCAUGCGAUGUACCUAAAAUGGCCUUACCACCAUGUCAUUGUCUGGUACAGUUUUUUGUCGCCGAUGGGUAUUUGUCCUGUCAAAUGUACCAACGAUCGGCUGACAUGGGUCUAGGGGUACCCUUCAAUAUUGCCAGUUAUUCAUUACUUACAUACAUGAUAGCCCAUGUCACCGGAUUGAAACCAGGUGAAUUUAUUCACACAUUGGGCGAUAGUCACGUCUAUCUGAAUCAUAUUGAUGCACUCAAAAUACAACUUCAAAGGAAACCUAAACAAUUUCCCACACUAACUAUCAAUAGAGAAGUCAAAAGAAUAGAUGAUUUCAAUUUUAGUGACUUUACAUUAAAUGGUUAUGUUCCGUACCCAAAAAUAUCAAUGGAUAUGGCUGUAUAAAGAGGAUAGUAUGGAAUAUACAUGCAUGAAAUCAACAUAUAUUUUAAUAAAAUAGUUUAUAUUGAUUAAUUUAAGUUGAAUAUAUGCAUACAUAAUAUUUGUUCAAAUAACAGUUGAACAACGUAUACAUAGUAAUUAAAAAUUUAUAUGAGACGUUCACAGCUUUUAAAUAAUUAAAAAAAAAUAAAAUUUAAGCAUUUGAGCAGUACUAAUCUUGGCAUAUUUUUUUUUUA
Messenger RNA from Diuraphis noxia (Russian wheat aphid), 1148 nucleotides. It is a transcript of the gene Ts, whose product is annotated as Thymidylate synthase. Gene Ontology annotation, molecular function: thymidylate synthase activity. Gene Ontology annotation, biological process: dTMP biosynthetic process. Gene Ontology annotation, cellular component: cytosol; mitochondrion. NCBI's taxonomy places the organism in Eukaryota, Metazoa, Arthropoda, Insecta, Hemiptera, Aphididae. The record is from RefSeq and is a predicted model, not a curated record.